Messenger RNA from Drosophila pseudoobscura, 8385 nucleotides. RefSeq names its product ether a go-go (gene eag). Gene Ontology annotation, cellular component: plasma membrane. The transcript is spliced from 17 exons. The record is from RefSeq and is a predicted model, not a curated record. NCBI's taxonomy places the organism in Eukaryota, Metazoa, Arthropoda, Insecta, Diptera, Drosophilidae. Gene Ontology annotation, biological process: potassium ion transmembrane transport; regulation of membrane potential. Bases 638 to 4534 code for a protein of 1298 amino acids. Gene Ontology annotation, molecular function: voltage-gated potassium channel activity.
AUAUGCAACCGAUAAGACUGUGUGAUUGGUCAAGUGGUGAACAGCUCCGACAGCGGCGGAUUAAAGUUGUGGAGGUUCCCGUCCCCGUCGUCGUCGCCGCCCAGCGAUUAUCGAGUCAUUGAGUGAGACGUGAGACGUAAGGAGCGAGAAUUGGGAACGAGACCAUCGAAAUGGCGGUCGGCCGGGGCAGCAGUGUUGCGGCGAUGCCCAGCGAUGUCGUCGUUGCCCCCUCGGACAACUGCUGAAGCAGGAGCACAGAAGCUGAUGAGGCGCCACACCGAUCAAUAGCAAUCGAACAUCAAUUGAUCCAGCUGACGAGCGGACGAGCGAGCGCACUGCGACGACCAUCCUCCAUCCAGCCAUCGAGCCAAAGGAUAUCCGCACUCGCAAUCGCAUUCGCAGUCGCAGUCGGAGUCAGCGUCGCAUCGGACCAUCUAUCCAUCAGCUGACAACUGUCACCCGUCAUCCGUCAACUGUCAGAGCGACUCGCCGGGCGACUAGGCGACUCGGCGAAGACCAGUCCAACUGUCAUCGGCCGAAGCGGAAGAGCAGCGGACCCGGCCAGCACGGGACAGGACAGGACAGUGUCGGUACAGUGUCGAGCAGUGCCGGCGCAGCGUAGCGUGUAGGCGGCAAAAUGCCUGGCGGACGACGUGGACUGGUUGCGCCGCAAAACACAUUCCUCGAGAACAUCAUCCGGCGCUCCAACUCGCAGCCGGAUAGCUCGUUUCUUUUGGCCAACGCACAAAUCGUCGAUUUUCCGAUCGUCUACUGCAAUGAGUCCUUCUGCAAGAUCAGCGGCUACAACCGGGCCGAGGUCAUGCAGAAGUCGUGCAGGUAUGUAUGCGGCUUCAUGUACGGCGAGCUGACAGACAAGGAGACGGUGGGACGGCUGGAGUACACGCUGGAGAACCAGCAGCAGGAUCAAUUCGAAAUAUUGCUCUACAAGAAAAACAAUGUGCAGUGUGGCUGCGCCCUCUCCCAAUUUGGCAAGGCGCAAACACAAGAGACCCCACUAUGGCUGCUGCUGCAGGUUGCGCCCAUACGGAACGAAAGGGAUCUGGUUGUGCUGUUCCUGUUGACGUUCCGGGAUAUAACGGCCCUCAAGCAGCCCAUCGACAGCGAGGACACCAAGGGAGUUUUAGGUCUCUCGAAGUUCGCCAAGUUGGCCCGCUCGGUGACGCGGAGCCGCCAGUUCAGCGCCCAUCUGCCCACGCUGAAGGACCCCACGAAGCAGUCCAACCUGGCGCAUAUGAUGUCACUGAGUGCGGAUAUUAUGCCACAGUACCGACAGGAAGCGCCGAAGACGCCGCCACACAUACUCUUGCAUUAUUGUGCAUUUAAAGCAAUUUGGGACUGGGUGAUAUUGUGUUUAACAUUUUAUACCGCCAUCAUGGUGCCAUACAAUGUAGCGUUUAAAAAUAAAACCUCAGAGGAUGUUUCCCUUCUCGUGGUCGAUUCCAUAGUCGAUGUUAUAUUCUUUAUAGAUAUUGUUUUAAACUUCCACACCACGUUUGUGGGCCCGGGCGGAGAGGUGGUCAGCGAUCCGAAGGUGAUACGGAUGAACUACCUCAAGUCGUGGUUCAUCAUCGACCUGCUCAGCUGCCUGCCAUAUGACGUCUUCAAUGCGUUCGACCGGGACGAGGACGGCAUCGGGUCCCUGUUCAGUGCCCUCAAGGUGGUGCGGCUGCUGCGGCUGGGUCGGGUUGUGCGGAAGCUCGACCGCUACCUGGAGUACGGGGCUGCCAUGCUGAUCUUGUUGCUCUGCUUCUACAUGCUGGUGGCGCACUGGCUGGCCUGUAUUUGGUACUCGAUUGGGCGCAGCGAUGCGGACAAUGGGAUCCAAUACAGCUGGCUGUGGAAGCUGGCGAAUGUCACGCAAUCUCCGUACUCUUACAUCUGGAGCAAUGACACGGGGCCGGAGCUGGUGAACGGGCCGUCGAGGAAGAGCAUGUAUGUGACGGCCCUGUACUUCACCAUGACCUGCAUGACCUCGGUUGGCUUUGGCAAUGUCGCCGCGGAGACAGACAACGAGAAGGUGUUCACCAUCUGCAUGAUGAUCAUUGCAGCUCUGCUGUAUGCCACAAUCUUUGGUCAUGUGACCACCAUCAUACAGCAGAUGACCUCAGCGACGGCCAAGUACCACGACAUGCUCAACAACGUGAGGGAGUUCAUGAAGUUGCACGAGGUGCCCAAGGCCCUCAGUGAGCGCGUGAUGGACUAUGUUGUCUCUACGUGGGCCAUGACCAAGGGUCUGGACACCGAGAAGGUACUAAACUAUUGUCCGAAAGAUAUGAAGGCUGACAUAUGUGUUCAUCUAAAUCGCAAAGUAUUUAACGAGCAUCCGGCAUUUCGUCUGGCCUCGGAUGGUUGUCUCCGCGCUUUAGCGAUGCACUUCAUGAUGUCCCAUUCGGCGCCCGGAGAUCUGCUCUACCACACCGGCGAGAGCAUCGACAGUCUCUGCUUCAUUGUGACAGGAAGCCUGGAGGUGAUACAGGACGAUGAGGUUGUGGCAAUACUGGGCAAAGGCGACGUCUUCGGCGAUCAAUUCUGGAAGGACUCGGCCGUUGGCCAGAGCGCGGCCAAUGUGCGCGCUCUGACCUAUUGUGAUUUGCAUGCCAUCAAACGUGAUAAAUUGCUCGAAGUCCUCGAUUUCUAUUCGGCAUUUGCGAAUAGCUUUGCACGCAAUCUGGUGCUCACCUACAAUCUCAGACAUCGACUGAUUUUUCGCAAGGUGGCCGAUGUGAAGCGCGAAAAAGAAUUGGCCGAACGGCGUAAGAACGAGCCGCAAUUGCCCCAGAAUCAGGACCAUCUCGUUCGCAAGAUCUUCUCCAAGUUCCGACGCACCCCCCAGGUGCAAGCCGGCAGCAAAGACCUUGUCGGUGGCGGCACGGGCUCUGGUCAGAGCGAUGUCGAGAAAGGCGACGGCGAGGUGGAACGCGUUAAGAAGCUACCAGCCAAAUUGACAUUAACCGAGGACUCACGCAUCCUAACGACCGCCGCCGUACCAUCACCAUCGCCAUCACCCUCGCCCUCAUCGGGUCCACCAUCUGCGCGGAGUACCCGUGCCAGCAAGUGGGGACGCCUUCUGGGCAGUUCAAGCGUCGAUUCAGCUAGCGACACUAGCGCCAAGGUAGCCGUCUCGAGAAGUUUGAGCGCCCGCGAGAGUCUCCGUGAGAGCACUGCCCAGGCGCGGCAGAGUAGUACUUCGAGUAGCAAUGGUGGACAAGGCAACAAACAUUUACAAUUAAGCAAAGUUUUCCCAAAGGCGCCCAAGCUGCAGGCGAGCCAGGCGACGCUCGCCCGCCAGGACACCAUCGACGAGGGCGGCGAGGUGGACUCCUCUCCACCCAGUCGCGACAGCCGUAUAGUCAUCGAUGGAGGGGCGGCCUCGACUACCGUGGGAGCCACUGCAGCAGGGACGGCAGCGGCAGCAGCAGCAGCAGCAGCAGCAGCAGCGGCAGCGUCAGGAGGUGCGGCAGUCACAGGCCCGGGCUCAUCGGGUUCUGGCGGAGGGGCCGGAGCAGUGACGGCGCUGGUGAAGGGAGAGCGCAACCUGGCCCUGGAGCGAGAACGCCAGAUUGAGAUGGCCAGCUCGAGGGCCACCACCUCGGACACGUACGACACGGGCCUGCGCGAGACGCCGCCCACGCUGGCGCAGCGAGAUCUCAUCGCCACCGUCCUGGACAUGAAGGUGGACGUGCGGCUGGAGCUGCAGCGCAUGCAGCAGCGGAUAGGCCGCAUCGAGGACCUGCUGGGCGAGCUGGUGAAGCGGCUCGGACCGCAGCAGGGGGGGGACAACAGCAGCGGCCAGACGACGCCCGGCGACGAGAUCUGUGCGGGCUGCGGCGCGAGCGGCGUCGCGGCAGGUCCAGGAGCAGGACCAGGGCCAGGACCGGGGCCAGGACCGGGGACAGGGCCUGGGCCGGGCACGCCCACGACCCCGGCCACAGUGACGGUCACCACGCCCGUAGACACUGUGAUAACCAUCUCAUCGCCCACGUCAGCAGCGGCACCAGGGGCUGGGGCUGGCGCUGGCAGCGGUCUACUAAAUCCAGGCGUCCCAGUUGUGUCGAGCGCGGGAGGCAACGGCCUGGGGCCACUGAUGCUCAAGAAGCGACGCUCGAAGAGCAGGAAAGCACCGGCGCCUCCUAAGCAGACACUCGCCUUGGCCGGCGCGGCCUCAACGACCACAACUCUGACGGGCGCCGCUGGAUCUGGUACGACGAGCGUGGCAGCGUCAGCGUCACCUGCAGCGGCAGUGGCAGCGGCAGCGGCAGCAGGGGCAGGCUCUCCCAGCGGCGCUUCUCCAACGGAACUGCUGCACCUGCGGCUGCUCGAGGAGGACUUUACGGCGGCCCAGCUGCCGCCCUCGACACCGACAGCCACGACCCCGACAUCGUUGGCCACGCCUCCGGGCAGCGGCACGCCAGCGGCGGGUAGUGCCACCACCUCGCCCACGGGCCCGCCACCCACGCUACCAACGACCACAGGCAGCAGCGGUCCAAGGGGCGGCAAACGGGAGUUCCUCUAGCCCAAGAUUCUGUUGCGGCAUCAGUCUUCGGCUCCGGCUUCGGGCUCAGCUUCGGCUUUGGCUUCAGCUUCCGCGGAGAACAUGGAGAGCAUGGAGCAAUAAAAUAAGCCACUAGGGGGAGAGGGAUGCUCCCGGCCAUGCCCAUGCCCACGCCCACGCCUAUGCUAGUUAGACUAAAUAUAUAUUAAGAUAAUUAAUGCUGUAACCUGUAACCUCAAGAGCUAGACUAACCUCCAAAAAGCUCACUGCUCCAACAUGUAUCUCUCUCUCUCUCUCUCUUGCUCUGAAUCUAUCUCUCUCUCUGUCUCUCUAUCUCUCUCUAUGUCUCGAUGUAAGAAUACCUUUCCAUAACUCGUAUCUCGCUUUUCUCUCACCGAACUAAACACACACACACACACACACACACUGAAUGGAAGUGCUCGAUACUUGAUAUUCGAUACUUUAGCCCAUUAGCCGAUCCGCGAUGAUUAGCGAUAGCGAUAGAGAUAACGAUUACGAUUAAGGCAGAGCAUAUUGCUUACGAUUUUGCUACAUUUACUGCAAUUAUUUACCUUUAUACAUGUACACGGAUAUACUAAAGGGGAUAGGGAUAUAACGUAGAUAACGUCACAGAUGGACAGACAAGGAUGAUACGCAGAUACGGUUAGUUGUAUAUACAUGGAUAACUUUGUGAUAACUGCUGAAGUGCGAAGGGAGGCGAAAGAAAAAACAGAAAGAAAGAAACGACGAAAGCUAACGACAGAGAUCGAUCAAUGCCCGUGAAUUGUACAUAGCAUAUAGCAUAGCCUAUACUCAUCCUGCGAGUAGCCUAGGAUCACACACACACACACACACACGCCCAAAACCCCCCCAAGAGAGAGCUGGAGGAGAAGAUCCCAAUGGGGAUUGAUAUGUACAUACAGACAUACUCGUAUGGGUAUCUGGCCCGUCCUAUUACUUAACGAAAACUCGAAUGAAGGGAGAAACUCGGAUUGAAGAGCACCAACCACUCUCGCAGCACUCGCACUACUCGCUUGGCUCUCCUGUAGGAUUAGGCUCGUAGGUACAUAACUCAACGAAGAUACUCAAGAAUGGAGGACGAAGCUCCGCUCCCAGUACGAGAUAUACUCACCAACACACAAGACACACACUAACAAAAAGUUGCGACAAUCGACAGACCUAAGAAAAGAAAAUAAGAAACUAAGAAAAAGAAAAAGAAACAGAAUAGGAAACAGAAUAGGAAACUACCUUAUAAAGAAAACCUCUUCAACCUAAAAGAGCAAACAGAAAAACCAAAAUUUGUAUAGAGCGUGUAAAUAUUUGAAUUACGAAUACUAUUUGGAAACCAUACAGACAUGCAUACAUAUGUAUAUGUUAAUGUUCAUUACACUCACUCUCAGACCUACACAUAUUUUGUGAUACAAAAAUUAGCUGAAAAUAGUACCCAAAAAUAACAUAAAUAUUUGUUAACGCUUAUACCCGAAGCAAAAGCAAGAGGAGGGCGCAAAGAACAUUUGUUAGAGAACUAUGCUUUAUGUAGCAUAGAUCAAACUAGAAUAUAUUGUAUAAUGGUGCGGAUAUCGCAAAGAUGCAAGUAUACAAAUACUAAUGGAGAUGAGUCCUGAGCAGUUGAAAAGUUUAAUGGCAAGGUUUCAUUACGUUUAAGUCGCCAGAGUCGCAGUCCACUCGAAGUUCGUUCUGUUCCUGUCUGAGGUUCGAUUUUGCCGUACAUAUACUCCUAAUGUAGAGGUCGGUGGCAGACUUCCCAUUCCCUCCCAAAGCAAUACGAAUACGAACUGUCUUCCUGCCAUUGCUGGAGGUGUGGGGGCGGGUGUCUGGGGAUAUGGGUUGGGUUGGGUUGGUUUGGGUUGGGGCUGCUGCAGAUACUCGUGCUAGUUACUUAGUUUUAGUGCGAUUAGUAGUUUCAUUCUGAAAUCGGAAAUCACACACACCACACACACACAUAUAUAUAUAAAUCCAAUACUCCAAAAUGAAUCAAAAAAUUUAAAUAGGAAUAGCGAAAAACAAAUUUGUUGCAUACGCUUAGGCGCUCAUUUAUAGUCGAAAGUUGAACGAAUGUAGGACUCAGCGGGGUCAAACUGUAUAUAGAUUUUUUUUUAAAUAUAAAUAUAGCUAUUAGUUAUUUAUUACUAGGCGAACCGAACUAACCAGAAGAAGGAAUGAGCCACACAGACUCGGUCUGACUGGUGAGCCCAGCAAUAUGUAUUAGUAUUUCGAGGGCCCUUGUUGAGUCGGGCCUGAUGGUAGACACUUUAUAUACAUCUUAGACUGGGAUUUUAAACUCAUUCAAGGCUUCCUCUACAUCCACCUCUUUACCUUUCGCCCGAUCGCUUCUGGCCCUUUGUUGGUUUUCUUAUGGGAGUCUUUUAGGUCUAAACUACACAGAGCCUUAUACAUUUAUGAAACAAGCAACUAACCAAAAGCAACUAAAGCAAACAGCAAGAAUGAAUUCAACAAGCUAGAAACAUGAACCUAUACUAACAUUAACAUUAACAUUAGCAUUAGCAUUAACUUUAAUAUUAAACAAAAAAACAGACAUGAAACAGACGUAAAACUAAUACCGAAUGUAGGUAAGAAAGGUGCAAUUACAAUUUUUAGAUCAAGCUAAGCGAAAACGCGAGCAAUUUAGUCGAAAUUUAUAAUGAAAAAUUUAUAUAUGUACGAGUAUGCAUACCCAUACAGACGAGGAAUUGCGAGUACACACACAUUCAGACAGAGAUGUACAUAUAUACUCCCAAGCCGACACACACACACACAGAAAUGUCUAAUGGUGAUGUUCUUGCCUUCACUUUCGCCUAAAAAACGCCCCAAUUCAGUCUGAUAUAUAUAUAAAGAAGAAGGAGAGAAGGCAGACGAAGGUCCGUUCGGUUAGAAGAGCCAAAGAAACUGAUGUAGUCGUAUGAAUAUAUAGAUAACAUACACGUAUAUAUGCUUAUACACACAUACAUAUGUGUAUAUAUGUAUGUGUGUACGAGUAUUUUCAAGAUUACCUCUAGUUACACCUAGAACGAGAACGAGAACAACCUAACAAAAUUAAGCUUUUAUACGCCAGAAUUUUUUUCUAAGAAAAAUACAAACAAGAAAAUACUCAAGAAUAUACAUAAAAAAAAUACAAAAUAAAAAAUCAAAUAAAAGCCAGAGAAGAGAGAACACGCCACUCAAUUAAACAAGAAUACCGUAAAUGAAAUUAAUUUAAUUAUACAAUACAAACAAAAUGGGUCAGGAAUGAUAUACAUAGACGAAAGCCUUAACCCAAAAAAAGAAAAAGAACAAGAAAAAAAAAGAAAACAGAAAACAGAGAAAAAUAAUUAGUCGCGCCUCGUUUUUGUUUUUUAUUUUGUAAGUUCCACAGCAAAGCUAAGCAAAGAAAACCAAAAGUACGAGUACUAUAUACUAAAUAUAUACCGACAAAAUACCAAACCAAACAAGCAACUAACUUAGCAUUAUGCUCUAGAUUCUAGAACAAAGAACCAAAAUUUUACAACAACAAAAACAACAACAACAAAAACAAGAACAAGAACAAAAGCGAGAAAGCAAUGUCAAACAUUUUCCACCAAUUUGAGAAGCAUAGUUGUUAAAAUACCUUUAAAAUACCUAUAAAAUACUGAAAACGAUUUCGUACACGCGCCCUUUUGUUUUUAAAACGUCGUAAAGCUGCCUAUUUAUAUAUUUACAAACAAACGAAGAGAAAAACCAAAAUACACUUAACUACAAAUUAAACAAAGAACAACCAAAAAAAAAAAAAAAAACAAAAUAAAAAACAAAAAACCAGAAAAAAGUACAUAUUAAAAUAGCUAAAUUCCAAGUAAAGUGAGGCAAAACGAAGCAAAACAAAAAACAAAACGAAAACA